Messenger RNA from Aplysia californica (California sea hare), 8586 nucleotides. RefSeq names its product serine/arginine repetitive matrix protein 2. The record is from RefSeq and is a predicted model, not a curated record. The transcript is spliced from 8 exons. Lineage: Eukaryota; Metazoa; Mollusca; Gastropoda; Aplysiida; Aplysiidae. The coding region runs from base 286 to 6378 and encodes 2030 amino acids.
UAGCGGUACACUGAACCAGAGUCACUGAUUGACGAUUGUGUACUGUGUAUCUUGGCUGCCUAUUGACUAUUGCCUGCUGUCCUGUCAGUGUUUAUAACAGUGAGAAAUCCACGAUCCUACCUAACCUAAGCAGUAGCUGCACGAAUAGAGCUUCUAAACAGGCUGCUUUGUCCUUUUGCAGAAUGUAACUUCUGAGUUCAGAAAUCAGAAAUGUCAUGUGGGACAAUUACCUUUGGCAAUUUUAGAGUGCAAGUUAAAUCUGCAGACCGACUUUAGUAAAAAGUCAUGGCGAAGAGAGGGCGAGGGGCUCGCAGAGGUGGUGGAGCUCCGAAGAAUCGCGAUGGAAUAUCAUCAUCUGUACUAGGAGCAAGUAAACAGGACCCUGUAGAAGAAGUGGUAAAAAGUGAAGACAAAGACAAGCAAGAGCAUGAGGUGGCACGUGUCUCAGAAGAUUCUAAUGAAGUUGUUCGUGUCCCUGAACAGGUUGAUACAGAAUUAGGUGAACCAGGUUCCCAUUCUGAUUCAGGAGCAAAGCAACGGGAAGGAAAACAGCAGCUCUGUGCCCGUGAAGAAGCUUCGACAAGUGCAGUUGAGAUUGUAGAGGCCAAACAGACACCAGACAUUGAAUUAAAUGUUAAAAAAGAUGACAUCCCUUUUUGUACUGAUGGAGGAGAAACAGCCCAAGAAGAGGCCAAAGUUUCUCAAACGGCAGAAGAAUACUCUAGAAGUAGUGAGUUGUCUAACUCUGAGGUUGAAGACAGAGGAUUCAGAAAAUCUAGUUCCUUCAAUACUGAGGAUGUGGAAAUCAGUCAGUCGAAUUCCUCACAGAUUAAAAAUACUGGUGAAAAUGCAAUUGCGAAUGAUUUGGGUUCUGAAGAGAAUAACAAAAAGAUAGAGAAUCAUUCACAAAGUCCUGUGAAGCCCAUAAAUUUGCAGAAAGAAGGCCAGGAUUCCCAAAGUAGGGAGCAGGAAAAUCAGACUUUUACAGAGGUCAUUACUGAAUCAGAGUGCCCCAUUGAACAACAUCUGAGCUUUGGAAGUGGGGAAGAAAAGACAACUGAGGACUUUGUAGAAAUUGUGGAUGAAAUAUGUGAAGACGUUUCAAAAGAUGAUCCAGAUGAGGUAGAAGAAUUUAUUGCUGAAGCGUUUUGUGUUGAUAAAGACGAUGAUGAUGAUGUUCAUUAUAUUGAUGAAGAAAUUGUUGAUGAUCUGCCAGUUGAUGAAAUGUCUCAAAGUCAGAGCUCUUUGAGUGUUGGAGGUAAGGGAAAGGCUGAUGGGAAGAGGACAAAAGUUUCUUCUUUCAAAGACCGAAGGCUUGUUUCAGAAAACACUCUAGAAGAUGCUUCUAGCAAGUUUGAGGAGAUAUCUGAAGGGUCGAUUGAUGAGACAGAGCAAGAUGAAGUGAUUAAUGAUGACGAUAGUUUAGAUCUGGAAAUUACAGGUGAAUCCCUUGCUGUGGAGAUUCCUGAAGGUCAGCAUGAUGAAAAAAAGCAGCUGCCUUCAUUAGAUAAUGAAGCAGAGUCUCUUGAAGCAGUUUUCUUCGCCACUGAGAAUGACACAGAUGAAAAAGUGUUAGUAGAAGAUAAAGAUAACGAGGAUAAUGAUGAAAUAUCAGAUGCCAGUUUGUCUGAUCAUAACUUAUCAUUAGAAGAAAUUAGUGACGAUGAUUUGGAAAUGUCCAAGAAGCGUCGAAAGUCUGUUGGCCAGAUGCCUGCAAAAAUUGUUGACACAGACACCUUUAGUCAGGAAGCAAAGAUGAGCACUACACUUGAGGCAAAACAAGAUGGCACAGAAGAAAAGGGCAACUUGAAGAAAAGACCAGCCCCUAAUGAUGCAGAAAGUUCUGAAGUUAAGAAGCUACGACUCACUUCGGAAGAAGAGGCAUCGAAAAUGAAUGUUGCCGAACCGAAUGCUGAUAAUGAACCAGCAUUUUAUACGGGGCUAUGUGCUACUUCGAGUAAUAAAGUGGAUGAAGAGAAGGCGAUGUCGGAGCCUAAUGCAAUGCCACAAAUUCAAACACGUCAUAUUUCAGUUGACAAGAAGGAUACUGAUGCAUCUUCUGUUGUGGAUGCUCGCUCAAAAAAAUGGAAGGACACUAGUAGUCAAACUGACAAGAAACAUCUCAAAGGUAAAAUUGUUCAGUGCAGCAUCAACCCUAUUAAAAUGUCCACAAAUGAAGAGGCAAGGGCCUCAGCACAAGGAACAGUGUCUACUGCCGUCUUUAACAGAUUUAAGACUCUGAUCCCCUCCAGCAUCUCUGACAAAGUAUUUACUACAGUUACCUCUGCGUCUCCUGUUGAUAAUGAAUGCAGUUACUCUUUGAGUAUUGGCCCUGUAACCUUAUCAGACAUGGACAACGAUUUCUUCAGAGACACUGCCCUCAAGGGAAUGAAAAAGUUCAGCUUGACGUUUGAUCAAUACUCUCAAGGAAUUCUCACUGGGUCUCUAGCUCAGCAGCAGGAUGUAGUGCAAAUGAUGCGAAAGCUUAAGCAUUUGCAACUUGGCAACCGCUAUCUGGUGGUUUCUGUGACUUACCAGUUUGGAGGGACCACUUCUCAGUGCUGGACAGGCACAUUGAUUUUGCUCUUUGAACAAGAUUCACAACAAGCAUAUCAAACAGUCACAUGGGAUGGCAAAGUGAGAGCACAAGUUACUGUCUCAGGUGUUCCACCUAAUGUAAGCAAAGAUUUUGUGCACAUCUUCUUCCCUGAAGCUCUGAGUGUUGCUUCUGCUACCAGCAUUACCGAGGGCAGGGCUAUGGCUUUGAGUUUCUCUAGUACCAUUCUGGUAGAUGAAAUUCGUUCGUGUUACGACCUUAUUCUGAUAAAUGGAUGUCAGGUCAAUCUUAAGGCAAGAGACAGCGUGGAAGUUUCUUCUUUUGUCAAUGUCAAGGAGGCAGGGUUUGAAGAGCAAGCAGGCGUGGUGGUGAUACAGGAUGUGGAUGAGGUGGAGGAUGCAGUCCCCUCAGCCUCUGUUGUUGUGCAAGAACUUCCUGUGAGGGCAGAUGCAAGGGACCAGAGAGUGGUGACUUCUGUCUCUGACCCCGUUCCCAGUUUGGAAGGAGAAAGUUCUGAGCUUGUGGAGAAACCUACUGAAGUUGAUGCUGGGGCUAAGAUACUGGUGAAAGAAGCUGAGAUAUUUUCAGAGGCCGGUUAUAUGGAGUCUGCUACACAGGCAACUGCUGUGAAAGAUAUUGAAGCAUCUGAGACAGUCAUUAUGGACCCUGCAAUGCAGGUGACUAUUGCACAAGAAUCUUACAGUCAGGAGUCUGCUACGCAGGUUACGGAUGUGGAACAGACUAAAGUUCAGAAGUGUGCUCCUCGGGUUACCCUGACACAAGAGACUGAGGCUUCAGAAACUGGUGCCGAGAAAACUGCUGAUAUGGAAGUUGAUGAGACUCGAAUGACAGAAUUGAAGGAAACUGAUUUUCUGGAGCCUGUGAUGUCGGGGAGCACAGUCACUGCCUCUGAUAUGGCAACAAAUUGUGGCAUGACAGAUACUGACAGGGAUGUAGCAAGAGCGGAUGUCAGCAAGUCCAAAGAUAAUAGUGAAUCUACAGAAGAUAGCACUGUCACUGUUGGAGAAGCUGGAGCUGUUGUGAGCUGUGGUUCUGACAAAACCCAUCCUCCAGCUGAUACUUCACAGCAAGAAGAGGUUACCGAAGCAGCGGAUGGGACUGUAGUUAAUGAAAAUGACACUGAUGGGAACAAGUCUUCAGUGUUUGGAGUUGAUCCAGUGGGGACAGAAGGACAGACUGAGGGAACUCAGAAACGAAGUGAAGAGGAUGGAGCUGAAGUAAGUGGUCUGCUGUCUGGAGAGUCGGCAGCAACAGUGGCAGAGUCCAGCACCUCAAAGGAUGAGGCUACAAAUGUUUUGUCAGAGGAGGGCAGUGACAGACCAACGAGGCAAGAUACGAACACUGGGUCAACAAUCACAGCCGGUGAGAAUGCUGACAGUAGUCUGGCGGCUUUUGUUGACUGUAAAUGUGAUGCUGCUGCUGCUAAUGCUGAUUUAGCUGUGGUUAAAAGUAGUAACCUAGAAGAUGUUAGUGAUGAGGAGAUGAUGCCUGCUCAGGAGCAAGAGAGUGAUGAUGAUGAUGAUGUGGUCAUUUUGCGAGAAGAUCCUUGGAGCAAAGUGGUGGCGAAUAUUGACUUGACGGUUGACGAUAACACUAACACCCCUGAAGGUGUGCAUAAAGAAGAUGUGACAUUGGACAAAAAUAAGAGUAAUGUUGACAAGGAUAGUGGGGACAAGUCCAAUGUCCUUGUGAUGACCGACGGGCAAUUGGAGGUGAACAUGGAAGUUGUAGAUGUCAGUGAUGAUGGUGAGCAGCAGGAACGAGUUUUAACGGCAAGCAGUAGACGAUGGUCUAGUUCAGCUGUCUUGCAAGCUCCCUCUUAUGCUGGCCCCCCUCAGGAGAGGCCAUUGCACCAAGAUCGGAGGGAGGAUAGAAGAUUGUUGUCCUCUCAGUUUGCUGAACGCGGAGGUCACAAUGAGAGCAGGCCCUAUUCCCGUCUGAUCUGUUCAGAUGGUAAUGCAAGGGCCAAGCGCUCUGACUCGUCGAAAGAGAAGUCUCCUACAAGAUACCGGGUCCCUUCUCGAGAGGCAACUUCACGUAGAAGACAACCGUUUAGGAAGAGAAGUUCUCCAUCCCCGAGUCGACCACCAGGGUGGAAUAGAGAUGAUGAAAGGUACCAAUAUUCUAGGCAGAACUAUGCUCCAGAUUAUGAGUACAGUUCAUACCGUUACUCUGUGCCCUCCCAGAAGUAUGAAGGGGACACCUGGUCCCGAAGAUACGACAAGUGGAACCCCCAAGAGCAGCAGCAGCAGCCACCUCUGCGAGCACCAAUGGAAAGGCAUGGAAUGAGAGAACCUCUUCUACCAUCAUCGUACGAAGUCGGUGCUCAUUCUCAUAGUGGGGAGCCCCGAGUCUCACAGCCCAGGUCUGCUUGGAGGAAGGAAUAUCAGGCGGUCAGAGAUGACAUUGGAGACCAGCCUUAUGGUGGGUACAGGAAGAGUGCUCCUUCUAAACCUGUGAGAUCACCGUCAAGGUCUCUCUCUAGUCUUUCUUCUGAAGGUGUUUCCAAUAAUGAUAGACGUGUUUCCAAUGCUGAUAGACAUGUUUCCAAUGCUGAUCGACGGGUUUUGGCCGUUGGCAAACUCAAACAGCCAUCACGGCGUGUAUCUCAUAGCCCUAUCUCCGUGUCAUCCAGGUCUCAUUCUCUCAGUCUUGUGUCGAAGUCACCAACUCCUGAGUCCAUAAGGAAGAGGAGGGUCAGUGGUGCAAAGCAGUCAUUUCAUAAGUCUAGAAAACUGCGCAGCUCUCCAAGUGACCGUUCAAGGUCUAAGAGCCCGCAUCGGUAUUCACAGCAAAUGAGAGGACUAUCACGUAGAGAUAGAAUGAGGUCAUGCAGUCCUCGUCAAAAAUCCCCUGUGACUCCCCCAAGGAGGGUUUAUAUUCGCAAAACAGGGAGAAGUUCACGCAGCCCUGAAAGGAGUAGAUCCCCUGGUGGUCCCAUGUUCCAUCGUGAAAGAUCAAAAAGCCCCUGGGAGCGUGAUGUGCAUUACAAGAGAUCCCCCAGCCCUCAGCAUCGAGAAGAGAUGGGACUGAAAAGGAAAAUUUUUCAGUCAAGGUCCCCUGUGAGACGCAGCAGCCGUUCACCCCCUUCAAACUGGUCGCCUAAGAGAGAUCGUACCCAUGAAUGGAUUCGGUCUCUGGAGCAGGAAGUUGUGAGGGUGUCCCGGAAACGCUCACCUCGGAGAGAAGUGUCCAAGAGCAAGCCGUCUACCUCUGUGCAGAAGUGGGACUCUCGUAAAGGGGCUGGCACCAGCAAAGACCUGUCCAGCUCAUCUCAGGUUUCCCCCGCCAUGUCAUUCACAAUUCCUCCUCCAAACAUGAAUGUCCCCCCUCCAGGGUACCUCUCCGCAGGAGACAGUGCCUCGACUCCAUAUCAGUCACAAGGGGGUGCCUACGUAGCUGGGACAAUGCCUGUGUAUCAGUAUGGACACCAACAUUACUCUUAUUCCACGAUGCCCUCUAAUGCAAUGGCUGGACCAUACUUUACGCCGGUGCCUCCGACACAUGCAUACGCACAGUCAUACCAGGGGGCGUACCCUGUGAUCCAAGUGCCCAUGCAGCAGGUGCCAGUUGAUCCCAAACAACAGUCGUACCACCCACCCAUGCAGCCCCCGCCCAAACCACCGCUUGACCCCAGACCAAAGUCUCCCUCACCAACUCAGCGGCCUUCUGCCUCCUCCACCAGUUCUAGAAAAAGUUCUGGUUCCGGGUCACAGGCAAAAAAGAAUUGGUCUAUGGGCAGCAAUGCUUUGGUCUUCCAGCGCAUUCUUAGUUCUGAUGGUAAAGGGAAAAACUCUUGACUUGGUUUAAGUUUCUCAUUCAGGCAUGUAUUAACUGUGCGAGGUUGGGGCCCACAUGUCCCAUAGACUCAAAUAAAGGUACAAGGAAGGAACUGUGGAGCAUCUUUCUUUUCCCAAAUAUAUACUUCAGAAACUGUUAACUUGACCGUUUACCUACCACUACACACAUUUUCUCCAUUCUGAGCUGUGAAUGGGUUUUUGAUGUGAUUCACGGGUACACUUGAAAUCACUUAACUGAAAGUUAACUGUUUACAGUGAGAUGGUUCGAUUGCCAACUUGGAUGAUUGGUUCUAUCUUCCAUCCCAAAAUGAGAUCUAUAGUAAUUAUGAUAGCAUCAUGUACUAAAAUAAUUAAACGUUCAUUGUUACCUUCUCUGUUUAAUAACAAAAGGAGCACAAAACUGAUGUCUAGCAUAAAAGACAACGGAAAAAAGUGGUGCUGUGUUAUAGUUGAUAUCGAUGACAUGGAGACUGAAGAUGUUUUCUCAAAAUGCUAUUUCCACACAUUGGCUGGCAAAAGUGUCAUUUCCAAGAACACUACUUUAGGUAGACCUACUUUGAAAAAUAAAAACCAUGUUGGUAAAGAUUUCCUUUGUGGAAAAUUAAAUGAACGUUGCUGCUCUCAAAAAUGCCACGUGGACUGUAAUACUAAUGAGACUGUUGACUUUACUUGGAUAGUUGGACACCACAGGCAGUUCCACUGGACAAUAAAAUAAGGUUUAGCAUUUUGUCACAUGGUCUGAUGGUAGAAAAGUUAAGUUUUUGGGAAGGUCCAAAACUCAUGUAAAUGAAUAAAUCUUCUCUUGCAGAAGUACUUGCUAUUCCAUAAUAAGCGAAUUUAGUGGAGAUAUAUGUGGUUUUAUUCAGGUCCCUAUAAUAACACUCGAGCAAAUGGGAAAGAUAAGAAACUUCGAAUCAGUUCAGGUUUUUCUGACAACAAUUUGAUUAUACAAGCUCCAGAUGACAUAUAAUUUCACUGAAACUUUUAGAAUGGGAGAGAUUUGUGGUUUCCAACAGGCACCUAUGAUAUUGACAAAGUAUAAUGGUUGUUCUACCACAUACUGUGUUUUGUGUGAAAACGGUUCUCGUUUUUGUUUGUUUUUUUAAUUGAAUUUGUGUUUUGCAGUGAUCGUAAGCUGUUAGAAUUUUAGCACAAGGUAUAUGGAUGAAAACUUGUUUGUUUAUUCAGUCUUGAUGAAAGGAUGGUGUGUACACUUUAACAUAGAUGGUGAGCAUUUUAUUUUGUGAGCAAGUUAUGCAUUUGUCAUCUGCAUCCGUGAUUGUUGGAUGUUUGAGUGGCUGAGAGGAUAUGAAAAGGCUGAUAACUGUUCAAAAGUUUCUGUACUUACAGAAUGUAAGCAUGUUUAUGGAGACCUUGUUUUGUUCAUGAUAUUGGGUAUAACUGUUACUUUCACCUCAGUAUUUUGAGACUGGAAUUGAGAGCAGUUCGUCUCCUCUUGUUGAGCACAUGCAGUGAAGUGCUCUGACUGUAUAUAUUGGUGUAGUGACAACAGACAGGAAUUCGUGUGUAUGGAAACUUUUGGACCAUGCUAUUUUUAUUUUUUUGCAAUAUAAAAUCAUUUUGUACAAAUUACAGUAUGUCUGUCACGUGGUCACUGCAUAAGAUCACUCUGAUUCUGUUGUUGUUCUAAUGCUGGGCUGUGAUUAUGGUCAAUCCCUGCUUUUCCACCAGCAUAAUGAAGUCUAUGGAGCAAUGUAAAUCACAGCUCUCUCGCAUUCCUACAACUAGUACAGCAUGGUCUACUGUGUGCUGAUGCCAAGAAGGGCAAUACUCUCAGCUGUGAAGGGUGCAUAAAAGGAGAUUCCUAACAUUGUCGUUUGUACUAGAUUAUUUUUGUAUUAUAUUGUUCUAUCAGAUAAUUGCUGUUGAUGAGAAUUUUUGCACUGCCUGUUUUUUCCUGUGAUCUGCCCAUGAUAAUUUUUUCUUCCGACUUUGUGAUGUGCACGCGUGAAUCCAGUUUCACAUUGACUCUAGGUGUGUAUGCGUGCUCCCAUUUACACUUGCAGUCAAUGCUGGAUUUGUUUUAUGCAUCCUCUGCAGUGAUACGAAGAAUUCUCAAAACAGAGUUGAAUGUAUGCUAAUUUUCUUCUUGGUUGAAUCCAUUAGUUGUAAUUAUAAUACAGUGGAGUCCACUUAUAACGAGUCAGGAAACAACGAGAAGUCUGUUAUAAAGACGCUAUUCUAAAA